This is a messenger RNA of Coregonus sp. 'balchen', 32578 nucleotides long. The record is from the annotation of a GenBank genome assembly. NCBI's taxonomy places the organism in Eukaryota, Metazoa, Chordata, Actinopteri, Salmoniformes, Salmonidae.
AUGGAUGAGGGUGCCCAGCAGCAUCAGGGAUAAUAUUCAUAUGUGUACCUUCAUGUCCGCACCACUGCAGGUUUUCAUCCUUCCCCUCUACUCAGGGACUGAUGAUUCAGACCUGAGACACUAGAUGACUGAGAGAAAACUCAGUGACAUGAACCAUCAGUUAACAACCAGGAAGAGAAAAGUAACCAGCAGUGCUGUUCCCUGCUGCAGACCUUGAAGCGGUACAUUCCAAUAGCACUGAUGUAAGCUACAAGGGUCUGUCAGAAUAAUACUAGCCUUUAACUCAUCCUUGGGGGUCUGCUGGUGAAUGGUGUUGGCUGGGUAUUUCACAUAGUGACAGUUCAAGUAUAACGGUUCAUCCCACUGGGGUCCUCUCUAAAGUCCUCUGGCAGUCAUCUUAACUCCCCAAUAAAUAAAUCAAAGACAGUUGUCAAACAUGGGCCUGUCCAGAUAAGGUCGCUGUAGAAUCUCUGUGGCUAAACACAGCUGUCUUCCCUGCUCAAUGUCUGAGUCUGUGUGGGAAAAUGUGUUGUUUCACUGAGAGAGUACAAUCUACCUGACCCCAAGACCGUGGUAGCCUAAUGAGCUAAUGGAAUAUAUCUGACCCCAAGACUGUGGUAGCCUAAUGAGCUAAUGGAAUAUAUCUGACCCCAAGACCGUGGUAGCCUAAUGAGCUAAUGGAAUCUAUCUGACUCCAAGACUGUGGUAGCCUAAUGAGCUAAUGGAAUCUAUCUGACUCCAAGACUGUGGUAGCCUAAUGAGCUAAUGGAAUCUAUCUGACUCCAAGACUGUGGUAGCCUAAUGAGCUAUUGGAAUCUAUCUGACCCCAAGACCGUGGUAGCCUAAUGAGCUAAUGGAAUAUAUCUGACCCCAAGACUGUGGUAGCCUAAUGAGCUAAUGGAAUAUAUCUGACCCCAAGACCGUGGUAGCCUAAUGAGCUAAUGGAAUCUACCUGACCCCAAGACCGUGGUAGCCUAAUGAGCUAAUGGAAUAUAUCUGACCCCAAGACCGUGGUAGCCUAAUGAGCUAAUGGAAUAUAUCUGACCCCAAGACUGUGGUAGCCUAAUGAGCUAAUGGAAUAUAUCUGACCCCAAGACCGUGGUAGCCUAAUGAGCUAAUGGAAUCUACCUGACCCCAAGACCGUGGUAGCCUAAUGAGCUAAUGGAAUAUAUCUGACCCCAAGACCAUGGUAGCCUAAUGAGCUAAUGGAAUCUAUCUGACUCCAAGACUGUGGUAGCCUAAUGAGCUAAUGGAAUCUAUCUGACUCCAAGACUGUGGUAGCCUAAUGAGCUAAUGGAAUCUAUCUGACUCCAAGACUGUGGUAGCCUAAUGAGCUAAUGGAAUCUAUCUGACUCCAAGACUGUGGUAGCCUAAUGAGCUAUUGGAAUCUAUCUGACCCCAAGACCGUGGUAGUCUAAUUAGCUAAUUAAAUCUACCUGACCCCAAGACUGUGGUAGCCUAAUGAGCUAAUGGAAUCUAUCUGACUCCAAGACUGUGGUAGCCUAAUGAGCUAUUGGAAUCUAUCUGACCCCAAGACCGCGGUAGCCUAAUGAGCUAAUGGAAUCUACCUGACCCCAAGACGUGGUAGCCUAAUGAGCUAUUGGAAUCUACCUGACCCCAAGACCGUGGUAGCCUAAUGAGCUAAUGGAAUCUACCUGACCCCAAGACUGUGGUAGCCUAAUGAGCUAAUGGAAUCUAUCUGACUCCAAGACUGUGGUAGCCUAAUGAGCUAUUGGAAUCUAUCUGACCCCAAGACCGUGGUAGCCUAAUGAGCUAAUGGAAUCUACCUGACCCCAAGACGUGGUAGCCUAAUGAGCUAUUGGAAUCUACCUGACCCCAAGACCGUGGUAGCCUAAUGAGCUAAUGGAAUCUACCUGACCCCAAGACCGUGGUAGCCUAAUGAGCUAAUGGAAUCUACCUGACCCCAAGACUGUGGUAGCCUAAUGAGCUAAUGGAAUCUACCUGACCCCAAGACCGUGGUAGCCUAAUGAGCUAAUGUAAGUCGUAGUAAGGGUCUUUAGGCUUAAGGCAACGUGACUCAUCACACAAGUGACGGUCACCGGAAGCUUGUUCCACCAUUGGGGUGCCAGAGCAGCGAAUAGCUUUGACUGGGCUGAGCGGGAACUCUGCUUCCGUAGAGGUAGGGGGGCUAGCAGGCCAGAGGUGGAUGAACGUAGUGCCCUCGUUUGGGUGUAGGGUCUGAUCAGAGCCUGAAGUUAAGGAGGUGCCGUUCCUCUCACAGCUCCGUAGGCAAGCACCAUGGUCUUGUAGUAGAUGCGAGCCUCAACUGGAAGCCAGUGGAGUGUGCGGAGGAGCGGGGUGACAUGAGAGAACUUGGGAAGGUUAAACACCAGACAGGCUGUAGCAUUCUGGAUAAGUUGUAGGGGGUUAAUGGCACAGGCAGGGAGCCCAGCCAACAGCGAGUUGCAGUAAUCCAGACGGGAGAUGACAAAUGCCUGGAUUAGGACCUGUGCAGCUUUCUGUGUAAGGUAGGGUCAUACUCUGCGAAAGUUGCAGAGCAUGAACCUGCAGGAUUGGGUCACCGCUUUGAUGUUAGCGGAGAACGACAGGGUGUUGUCCAGAGUCAUGCCAAGGUUCUUUGCACUCUGGGAGGAGGACACAAUGGAGUUGUCAACCGUGAUGGCGAGAUCAUGGAGCGGGCAGUCCUUCCGCCGGGAGGAAGAGCAGCUCCGUCUUGCCGAGGUUCAGCUUGAGGUGGUGAUCCAACAUCCACAUCUGAUAUGUCUGCCAGACAUGCAGAGAUGCGAUUCGCCACCUGGUUAUCAGAAGAGGGAAAGGAGAAAAUUAAUUGUGUGUCGUCUGCGUAGCAAUGAUAGGAGAGACUUGGUGUAUAGAGAGAAUAGGAGAGGGCCUAGAUCUGAGCCCUGGGGGACACCAGUGCUGAGAGCACGUGGUGCGGAGACAGAUUCUCGCCACGCCACCUGGUAGGAGCGACCUGUCAGGUAGGACGCAAUCCAAGAGUGAGCAGCGCCGGAGAUGCCCAACUCGGAGAGGGUGGAGAGGAGGAUCUGAUGGUUCACAGUAUCAAAGGCAGCAGAUAGGUCUAGAAGGAUAAGAGCAGAGGAGAGAGAGUUAGCUUUAGCAGUGCGGAGAGCCUCCGUGACACAGAGAAGAGCAGUCUCAGUUGAAUGACCAGUCUUGAAACCUGACUGGUUUGGAUCAAGAAGGUAAUUCUGAGAGAGAUAGCAGGAGAGUUGGCUAGAGACGGCACGCUCAAGAGUUUUGGAGAGAAAAGAAAGAAGGGAUACUGGUCUGUAGUUGUUGACAUCGGAGGGAUCGAGUGUAGGUUUUUUGAGGAGGGGUGCAACUUUCGCUCUCUUGAAGAUGGAAGGGACAUGGCCAGCGGUCAAGGAUGAGUUGAUGAGCGAGGUGAGGUAAGGGAGAAGGUCUCCGGAAAUGGUCUGGAGAAGAGAGGAGGGGAUAGGGUCAAACGGGCAGGUUGUUGGGCGGCCGGCCGUCACAAGUCGCAAGAUUUCAUCUGGAGAGAGAGGGGAGAAAGAAGUCAAAGCAUAGGGUAGGGCAGUGUGAGCAGGACCAGCGGUGUCAUAUGACUUAAUAAAUGAGGAUCGGAUGUCGUCAACCUUCUUUUCAAAAUGGUUGACGAAGUCAUCCACAGAGAGGGAGGAGGGAGGGGGAGGAGGAGGGGGAUUCAGCAUUGAGGAGAAGGUGGCAAAGAGCUUCCUAGGGUUAGAGGCAGAGGCUUGAAAUGUAGAGUGAUAGAAAGUGGCUUUAGCAGCAGAAAUUAUAAUUGUUGUAAACUACAGCGGUUCAAUGUUUUCUAGGAAUAGACUCUAACUUACAGUGGGGAAAAAAGUAUUUAGUCAGCCACCAAUUGUGCAAGUUCUCCCACUUAAAAAGAUGAGAGAGGCCUGUAAUUUUCAUCAUAGGUACACGUCAACUAUGACAGACAAAAUGAGAAAAAUAAUUCCAGAAAAUCACAUUGUAGGAUUUUUUAUGAAUUUAUUUGCAAAUUAUGGUGGAAAAUAAGUAUUUGGUCACCUACAAACAAGCAAGAUUUCUGGCUCUCACAGACCUGUAACUUCUUCUUUAAGAGGCUCCUCUGUCCUCCACUCGUUACCUGUAUUAAUGGCACCUGUUUGAACUUGUUAUCAGUAUAAAAGACACCUGUCCACAACCUCAAACAGUCACACUCCAAACUCCACUAUUGCCAAGACCAAAGAGCUGUCAAAGGACACCAGAAACAAAAUUGUAGACCUGCACCAGGCUGGGAAGACUGAAUCUGCAAUAGGUAAGCAGCUUGGUUUGAAGAAAUCAACAGUGGGAGCAAUUAUUAGGAAAUGGAAGACAUACAAGACCACUGAUAAUCUCCCUCGAUCUGGGGCUCCACGCAAGAUCUCACCCCGUGGGGUCAAAAUGAUCACAAGAACGGUGAGCAAAAAUCCCAGAACCACACGGGGGGACCUAGUGAAUGACCUGCAGAGAGCUGGGACCAAAGUAACAAAGCCUACCAUCAGUAACACACUACGCCGCCAGGGACUCAAAUCCUGCAGUGCCAGACGUGUCCCCCUGCUUAAGCCAGUACAUGUCCAGGCCCGUCUGAAGUUUGCUAGAGUGCAUUUGGAUGAUCCAGAAGAGGAUUGGGAGAAUGUCAUAUGGUCAGAUGAAACCAAAAUAUAACUUUUUGGUAAAAACUCAACUUGUCGUGUUUGGAGGACAAAGAAUGCCAUACCUACUGUGAAGCAUGGGGGUGGAAACAUCAUGCUUUGGGGCUGUUUUUCUGCAAAGGGACCAGGACGACUGAUCCGUGUAAAGGAAAGAAUGAAUGGGGCCAUGUAUCGUGAGAGUUUGAGUGAAAACCUCCUUCCAUCAGCAAGGGCAUUGAAGAUGAAACGUGGCUGGGUCUUUCAGCAUGACAAUGAUCCCAAACACACCGCCCGGGCAACGAAGGAGUGGCUUCGUAAGAAGCAUUUCAAGGUCCUGGAGUGGCCUAGCCAGUCUCCAGAUCUCAACCCCAUAGAAAAUCUUUGGAGGGAGUUGAAAGUCCGUAUUGCCCAGCGACAGCCCCAAAACAUCACUGCUCUAGAGGAGAUCUGCAUGGAGGAAUGAGCCAAAAUACCAGCAACAGUGUGUGAAAACCUUGUGAAGACUUACAGAAAACGUUUGACCUGUGUCAUUGCCAACAAAGGGUAUAUAACAAAGUAUUGAGAAACUUUUGUUAUUGACCAAAUACUUAUUUUCCACCAUAAUUUGCAAAUAAAUUCAUAAAAAAUCCUACAAUGUGAUUUUCUGGAUUUUUUUUCCUCAUUUUGUCUGUCAUAGUUGACGUGUACCUAUGAUGAAAAUUACAGGCCUCUCUCAUCUUUUUAAGUGGGAGAACUUGCACAAUUGGUGGCUGACUAAAUACUUUUUUUCCCCACUGUAGUUUAUUCAGCUAGCUAACUUGGUACAAUAUUCUUCUGUGAAAACCGCCCAGGGCACCGUAUCCUAUGACGCCAUAGCUAACUAGCAUGCUAGCUUCCAAUAACACGGUUUAGCACCAAUCCUCGGUUACAACAAACUACCAAUAGUGUGUUAACACGCUAAGCAGAUCAUUCGUGACUGUGUCUAACGUUGUGUAAAGUUUUGGGGUUAGUUUUUACAGUUUGAGUGAGUACGUCGUCAACUUAUUCAGCCAGUUAGUUAGCUAGCUAGAAUAGUUAGCAUAUUAGCUAGCCAUUGCUCUCUGUCAACGAACCAACCCCUCCUCCCACGGUAUGAAACACACAGAGAGAGCCAAGCUAACGUUAACUAGUCACCCAUGUCUUGAAUUUCAUUUGAAUUUUUGAAUUUUGAAUGUAGACUUAUAGUACUGUAUGUACAGCAUAAUGUUGUGCAUAUGAAGUUCUGAGUUGUGAGUAACGUUUUUAAUGGGAUUCAACCAAAAUCAUGUAGCUUUAUCAGUCGAUUUGAUCUACAGUCAAUACAUUACAUCCUGCCGCUAAAAUACCAUGAAUACUGAUUAUGUUUUGGACGCAUUAUGCAGAGAGUUUACUAGUUGCUAACGACUGUAAGUAAAAGCUGGGGAUGGUACAGACCAGGGAUGUCAAAAAGAAAUGGGGGUUCAAGUCUGGGCAGAUAUAGGCCUGGACUAAUUCUCUGCCUUACGAAGACUUUUGUUUACUUGGUGGAUGUUAGGAAAACUCUGAUGGGUAACAGAACAAAAUGAUUUCAGAAACCACUGCUAUUAAUCGUUGUCAUUUGGACAUUUUUGUGAAAAUUAUAAUUGAUUAGCGUAUUGUUUGUGUGCAGACUGUGUGUGUGUAUGUGUGUGUGUGUGUGUGAAUGUAUCAGUGUGUGUGUAUGUGCGUGCGUGUACGUGUAUUGUUUGUGGGUGGAGGUUCCUCCCUAAAUAAUUUACAUGGGCAGAGAUUUAUGAUUCAGAGUUAUCAUUAAACAUUAGCUCCCUACCUUUCUGCAAUCCAAUUUCUUUCCCAUUGAUCUUCCUCAUGUACUGAUAUAUUACCUGAGCUGUUUCUAGUCCUGCUUGGAGAACAACACAAUCAGCCACUGGUCUGCUUUCAUCUGCUGCCACAAUCAGACGUGUGUGUUUAGCUAUGAAAAAGCCAUGUUUACAUUGAUUCUCCACUUUCACUCCAAUAUUGAAUGGUUUAAUUUGCAGUGCUGCCUGGAAGAGGGACAAUGGGUAUAGAGUUUGGAUAUGAAUUUCAGCUUUAAAAAAUGAACUGGAUCUAUUUCAGAUAUUCAGCCUGUCUGGGAGGGAAAGGGAGGUUCAAUCAUUCAAAGCCCACUGGGCUCAAACUGGUUGAAUCAACGUUGUUUCAACGUAAUUUGUCAACCUAUUUUGACGCGGAAUCUACGUGGAAAAUACAUUGAAUUUGACAAAAGUCAUCAACUGUUGUUUUGAGGGUGGAAUUUCAACCACAGGAUUAUGUCAUCAUUGUAACAAAUUUUCAACAUAGACAAACCUUGUAUAAAAUAUGUUGAAUUUGUAGCUUUGAAAUGUCAGAUCUUCAACGUUACAUCCACUAUCAGAAAAUAAACAAUAGUCUGGGCAGCAGCUCCUACUGGAGAGUUGAUCUAGCUACAGCAAUUCAUAUGGUCUCCCAUCCAGGGUUUUAACCAAGCCCUGCUUAGCUUUGAUAUUUGACACUGACUACUAUCAAUGUGCUAUCAUGAGAACUAUUAGUAAGCGAUCUCUUAACCCUCUAGAGUCUAAGCCUUAAGACCCCAUAAGGUAUCAACAUUUUUUUAUUAAAAAAUGAUUGGAUUAAACAUUUAAUUUGGCAUUACUGCUAUUAGCCAAUAGAAAAACAUGGAAUGACAGAUAGUCCCAAAACAAAAUCAAAAGGAAGUUUGUUCAGAAGGGGCUGUCCUAUAUCUGAGAUAUAUAAGUAAGUUCAGGAAACAUUUUUUUUUUCUUACAUGUCUUUAUCCCCUUAUUUUAGGCACUAAACUAUCUCCAUAUAUACAUUACUUCAGAUGAGUCUUGUGAUGCUUGUGGGCAUCCUAAACGGAGAACACCAUCGUGUUCGUGAGAGUCUCAGCUUUCCACAGAGGUGUCAUAUUAGUGGGUAGCCCAAAUCGUUCGGAUGCUACAGACAGAAGUUGGUAGAAGAGGCUGUACCGGCUACAUAGUGACAGUUCAAGUGUAACGGUUCGUCCCACUGGGGUCCUCUCUAAAGUCCUCCUUAACUCCCCAAUAAAUAAAUCAAAGACAGUUGUCAAACAUGGGCCUGUCCAGAUAAGGUCGCUGUAGAAUCUCUGUGACUACAAGCAGCUGUCUUCCCUGCAAAAUGUCUGAGUCUGUGUGUGAAAAUGUGUUGUUGCACUGAGAGAGUGCAACCGAUCAGGUGUCAAAUUCGUUUCUUCGAAUCUACCUGACCCCAAGACCGUGGGAACCUAAUGAGCUUAUGGAAUAUACCUGACCUCAAGACUGUGUUAGCCUAAUGUGAGCUAAUGGAAUCUACCUGACCCCAAGACCGUGGUAGUCUAAUGAGCUAAUGGAAUCUACCUGACCCCAAGACCGUGGGAGACUAAUGAGCUUAUGGAAUAUACCUGACCUCAAGACUGUGUUAGCCUAAUGUGAGCUAAUGGAAUCUACCUGACCCCAAGACCGUGGUAGUCUAAUGAGCUAAUGGAAUCUACCUGACCCCAAGACCGUGGGAGCCUAAUGAGCUUAUGGAAUCUACCUGAUCCUAAGGCCGUGGUAGUCUAAUGAGCUAAUGGAAUCUACCUGACCCAAGACCGUGGUAGUCUAAUGAGCUAAUGGAAUCUACCUGACCCCAAGACCGUGGGAGCCUAAUGAGCUUAUGGAAUCUACCUGAUCCUAAGGCCGUGGUAGUCUAAUGAGCUAGUGGAAUCUACCUGGCCCCAAGGCCUUGGUAGCCAGUAAACUAUCUCCAUAUAUACAGUACUUCCAUUCAUUUUUUUAACCGGUACCAGGGACUUUCAGACGAGUCUUGUGAGGCUUGUGGGCAUCCUAGAGCAAAACGGGGAACACCAUCGUGUUCGUGAGAGUCUCGGCUUACCACAAAGGUGUCCUAUUAAUAGGUCGCCCAAACCUUUCGGACACUACAGACAGAAGUUGGCAGAAGAGGCUGUACCAACUUCAGACGAGUCUUGUGAAGCUUGUGGGAGUCCUAGAACAAAACGGAGAACACCAUUAAGUUUGCGAGUGCCUCAACUUUCAAUAGUUUUGUAGGCCAAACUGUUCGGACACUACAGACGUUUUCGUGAGAAGACCGAUUUUCGGGAUGUCUCAUGGUUUGACAAACACCGCUCUAGCUCUGCCACCUUUCCCCGCAGAUGUGGAAGGGCGAUAUCGGCGGAUGCGGUAGAUUGAGAAGCAGCCCUGGCAAAAAAAUAUCUGCUAGAUAUCUCUAGCUUAAACAGACGGAUUUUGAUGGGCAUUUUUUUAUUAUGUUGUUUAAAUUUCCACGGGGGCGGGGAAAUUGUAGGCCAAGGGUUAAUAACUAAAUAUAUUCACUGUUGCUAUUGAAAUCAUUCCAAAGGUUAGGUUUAACAGAGCAAAUGAAACGUAACCAUACUUUUUAAGUCAUAUAGCAUCAAUGAUACUAUUUAGGCCUAUAUAGCAUUUGCAAAGUCAUCAACAGCUAUUGUUUCAAUUCAACCCAGGGUUCAACUAAAAAUAGACAAUACAUAUACUGUAGACCAUAUAGGUCAAGCUUUGGUUAAUUUCAAAUGUAAUCUUCAAAUUAAUCAUUAAUAUGUUGGAUUCAUGUCUCCAUCUCAAAGACCAGGACUAAAUCUAAUCCAACUUUAAAAAAUCACUUUAAAUAAAGUUUGAUUUGAUGUAGUCUUAUUCUCUAAUGUUGAUUAUUGGUUGAGAUGGAGACAUGAGUCCAACAUAUCAAUUAUUAAUUUGUAGACAAAUUGGAGUAAAAGCCAGACUAAGUCAGUGCCACAAAAUAUACAUCUCCUUCAAAUGUUGAUACUUGAUUGCGUUGACAACCAAACACAAUUCAAUAUCACCUUUGCAAUACAGUACAUAACCUAUUAACAUGUUGACAAGUAAACAAAUAAUAUGUUGGAUUCAUGUCUCCAACUAAACCAAAAAUAAAAGUUAAAGAAUAGGAUUAAGCCAGUGGCUCAGAUGAAACUAUCCAAGAAUUAGAUAUCCUUUAAAUGUUGAUAUUUGGUUUCAUUGACAACCAAACACACAAUUCAAUAUUACUUUUGUAAUACAGUAAAUAGCCUAAAGUUAGGGCUAUUUUACAAACUAAUGUAACAGUAUUUAUUGAACCUUAAAAUGAGUAACACAUCCAUGGCCACAUUUUGAGGUUAGGUUGCAGGUCUGUGUAAAUCUUCACAAUUGCUGUAAUAAUCUGACAGAAUCUUGAACAGCAUUGAUCACUUGCACUUUAAGUACUUUUAAUGUAAUCUCAACUGUAAUCCAGGUCAUUUGGUUCUGCUAUUAGAUGAAGCACAAUGAUAACACAUUCAAUUGUUGUAUAAAUACAAAACUUCUGACAUUGUAUUCCCAUUUGAACUUUGUUGUGCUUUUAAAUGGUUGAAAGUGCAGUGAUAACACAUUUAGAUGACAACUAAACCAAAAAUCAGACAUUGUUUUUCCAUUGGAAUUUGAUUGUGCUUUUAUACUGAACAGAAAUAUAAACAAAACAUGCAACAAUUUCAAAGAUCUUACUGAGUUACAGUUCAUAUAAGGAAAUCAGUCAAUUUAAAUAAAUUCAUUAGGCCUAAUCUAUGGAUUUCACAUGACUUGGAAUAGAGAUAUGCAUCGGUUGGUCACAGAUACCUUUAAAAAAAGGUAGGGGCGUGGAUCAGAAAGCCAGUCAGUAUCUGGUGUGACCACCAUUUCCCUCAUGCAGCGCCACACAUCUCCUUCGCAUAGAGUUGAUCAGGCUGUUGAUUAUGGCCUGUGGAAUGUUGUCCCACUCCUCUUUAAUGGCUGUGUGAAGUUGCUGGAUAUUGGCAGGAACUGGAACACGCUGUCGUACACGUCGAUCCAGAGCAUCCCAAACCUGCUCAAUGGGUGACAUAGGGUGAGUAUGCAGGCCAUGGAAAAACUGGAAUACUUUCAGCUUCCAGGAAUUGUGUACAGAUCUUUGCGACAUGGGGCCAUGCGUUAUCUUGCUGAAACAUGAGGUGAUGGCUACGGAUGAAUGGCCUCAGGAUCUCGUCACUGUUUCUCUGUGCAUUCAAAUUGCCAUCGAUAAAAUGCAAUUGUGUUUGUUGUCCAUAGCUUAUGCCUGCCCAUACCAUAACCCCACCGCCACCAUGGGGCACUCUGUUCACAACGUUGACAUCAGCAAACCGCUCGCGCACACGACACCAUACACGUGGUCUGCGGUUGUGAGGCCAGUUGGACGUACUGCCAAAUUCUCUAAAACGAUGUUGGAGGCAGUUUACGGUAGAGAAAUUAACAUUAGAUUCUCUGGCAACAGCUCUGGUGGACAUUCCUGCAGUCAGCAUGCCAAUUGCAUGCUCCCUCAAAACUUGAGACAUCUGUUGCAUUGUGUGUUGUGUGACAAAACUGCACAUUUUAGAGUGGCCUUUUAUCAUCCCAAGUACAAGGUCCACCUGUGUAAUUAUCAUGCUGUUUAAUCAGUUUCUUGAUAUGCCACACCUGUCAGGAUGAUGGAUUAUCUUGGCAAAGGAUAAAAUGCUCACUAACAGGGAGGGGGAAAAAUGUGUGCACAACAUUUGAGAGAAAUUAGCUUUUUGUGCGUAUGGAACAUUUCUGGAAUCUUCUAUUUCAGCUCAUGAAACAUGGGACCAACACUUUACAUGUUGAGUUCAUAUUUUUGUUCAGUGUAGAUGGUUGAAAGCAUAGUCAUGAAGAAGAUAAAGAAUAGCUUCAGUUCUUCACCGACACAACAUAGGACGUGUAACUACAGGCAGGUAGGUACACGUGCUUCAGCCUCCUUUACAUAAUACAGUAACUUCAUUGGUAUUCCAGUAAGACUCUCUCAUUACUAGUUCAGUAGUUUAGUGUGUGUGUGUGUGUGUGUGUGUGUGUGUGUGUGUGUGUGUGUGUGUGUGUGUGUGUGUGUGUGUGUGUGUGUGUGUGUGUGUGUGUGUGUGUGUGUGUGUGUGUGUGUGUGUGUGUGUGUGUCUGUGUGUGUGUGUAGAAUGCCUCCUCUCUUAGUCAGGGAAUUUCACACGUGUCGUCUUUUCCCCUUUCGUCCGUUGUCAUGGAGACUUGGGCCCAGGCAGGCCGGCCUGUAGAGAGUAUUAUGGGAUGUGCAGGUGGGGGUUGUUGAAUAUUAAAACUCGCUAUGGAUGUAAUGUGACCGUGUGUGUGUGUGUCUGUGUGUGUGUGGCCUCAGAGCCAUACGAAACAUACUUUAUGCAUUUCUGAGCACCUCCAAGGCGUAUGAUACCUACUAAUGGUCUAGUUACUUUAGACAGAAACGAAAGUAGUCGGGUUGGUCGGGGAGGAUGGGGUCGGCAUAAUCCGUGACUGUCUACAAAUCCAAAGGUUGCAUGUUCGAGUCACGCAGGGGACAGCUGUAGCAUUUUAGCAAACCCUUCCCCUAACCUUUAUUCUAAACUUAACCCACUUCACCUAACCUUUUACGUAAAUGAUCCUUUGUCGUUAGUUAUGCUAACCACCAACGUAAAUUCUCCCAGUAAUUCUCCUUUGCUGUUACAGCGCAACAAGCAACCUGGUCUCAGAGAAAGACGUAUAAUACUAAACAUCCUCCAAGACGUAUGAUAAGUUAGUCAUCCAAUUCGUAUGCUAUUGUACGACCGGGUAAGAUGUAUGAUACUAUACAUCUUUUAAUUGGUAUGAUAUUGUACAAUUGCUAUUCCAUUCAUAAUAUAAUGUACAGAAUAAUACACAUUUCCCAGAGACUACAUUGUUGUGUGUGGGUAGUGAAAGUGUAGGGCAUUAACUAUGCAGGUAUGAGUUACGUCAGAGCUGUUUAAACAGUACUGCAGAGGGAUAGAGUGGGCUUUAUAGAGACAGAGCCACAAAAUAUAUUCAACCCACACACUCAGGAUAGGAUAACAAAAAAAAACACACACACAGAUUUGGCAUUAUAGCCUUAAUCGAAACAAUCCUGGAGAGGGAUGCCGAAUAUGCCCUAAUAUUUUUUUUUUAUUGCACUUCUAUUGUCCUUCAAGAGGCUUGUGACUGAAACUGGUUGGCACAGUGUAAACGAUUGGCGUUGACUGCAAGGUAACAACAUGUAUUUCCCUCUUCUCCAAUAAGACAAGCUAAGUCUCUGUACCUUGCUCAGAGAAUCAGCACGUCCACCACCCACCUUCUGUCUCUACUGCAACACCACUCUGAUAACACACCACGGGCCAGUCAUACUAGUGUUGCCUCCUCCUAUGGCGGAGUUCCAAAUGGCACACUAUUCACUAUAUAGUGCACUACUUUUGACCAGGGCCCAUUGGGCUCAGGGAAAUAGGGUGCCUUUUAGGACACUGCCUACGUGAGUACGCUACAGCCUCUGCUAUAUAAUAAGGGGCUUGCUGUGUGUGUUGUUGCUUCUGUCUAUGUGUAUGAUUGUUAUAAGAAAUGGUACCAUUACUAUAUCCAACCCAAAUCCAUUUGUUGCCACUAUGUAUCCUACCUGGCUGAAACUUUGAUCUAGUAGAAGAAGUAUUGAGGAGCAUAAAAUCAAAUCAAAUGUAUUUGUCACAUACACAGUUUACAGCAGGUAUAAAAGGUGCAGCGAAAUGCUUGUGUGUUAGCUCCCUCAGCAAUGCAGUACAUUAAUCAGUAAUAACAACUUUAAUGACCCCUCUAUGGAAAGAUGAGACUCUCACGAACACGAUGGUAUUCUAAGUUUUGCUCUACAUCAUAUAUAAUAUGAUUGUAUAAUCAUGUCAUUUAAUAGUAAUUUCAUAUUUCAUAAUAACUCUGUAGUUAUGGUCCCGUGUAGCUCGGUUUGUAGAGCAUGGCGCUUGCAACGCCAGGGUUGUGGGUUCGUUUCCCACGUGGGGCCAGUAUGAAAAAUGUAUGCACUCAUUAACUGUAAGUCGCUCUGGAUAAGAGCGUCUGCUAAAUGACUAAAAUGUAAAUGUAUCUGACGACAAUGUUCUCCUAAACGUCCACUCAGCGGAGCAGAGACACCAUUCAGAUGUGUGCAGACUCGUUUCAACUUCAGCUUUAAGCACAAAGUGAUUACAUCCAUCUGUGACCAAGAGAAAGUGGUCUUAGUUCAAUUCUAUGAAAUUAUUUAGUAUUUUUUCAUGUUGAGAGCUCUAAAUCGGUCUGCGACUGUUGUGGCAUCCGCUAGAUUCUCCCGUUUCAUAUGUGCUAUUGUAAGCGCAGCUGUGAGUUUCACAGGUACAGGAAAUUGUUCCUUUGUCUGGAUAGGCCAGAAAAUAUGACAUGUCCAAUACAAAUGUUGUGUCUGAAACCUGACACUUCAAGUCAGCUCCGCUUAGAAAGUGGGAGCAGAGAGCAGAGAGAUAGGGCUUUCUGACACUAUAGGACACUGGACCUUACGACGUUCACAGAGUGCUUUGUACAUCAAAAUGUCAGUCGGAACCGGUCGAGAACCACUCAAAGUCCCCAAUAUGGGGUUUGACAUCUAACAGGUUAACAUAAUUACAAUAUUUAUUGUGUAGGCAAAUAAUUUAUCAUCAUACACAUGGCACUAUCUCAUUUUCAUGAUAUAUGGCUGGCUGGCGAGUGGCUUGUGUGGCUAUAUGGUGGCAAGCUAGCGAGACUACCGUUGGCCCCCAGGGGGCAGCGGGCAGUGGGUUCAGAACAACAACAACAAAAAAUGUAUAUGCAAAAAGAUUAUACCACCACCCAAAAGGGCACUUUCCAGAGAUCCAGAGAAACGAUCCAACAUGAGAACUGCCCACAAAAGGGUUGUUACCACAGCCACAAAGUCAUAAACUGUUCCUAUUUCUACAAUGUAUCUACUCAAAAUGGGAUUUUAAACCUAGCCCUAACCACACUGCUAUCCUUAUGCCUAACCCUAACCUUAAAUUAAUUUUUAUAGCCAAUUUUUACUUUGUGGUUGUGGUAACUAGUGACAACCACAAAACAGGAAACUGGGACCCAUUUUGGGGGCUAACAGCUCCAUCAUUGUAUGUUCUGUGUGUAAGAGUUAUGUGGACAGAUGGUGUUGCCCUGUGUGACUGUGUUCCUCUCAAUGUUUUUACAGUGAAGAAAGCCAAGCUGGAUGGAGCCCAAGGUAAGUGCUUCUGGGAACCUGGAAAUAGAAUAGACAAAACAGAAGUACAGGACUGGGUUGGGGCAAACUUGCUAGCUAUGUUUUAUAGGGACGGGAGUUUACCUGAUCAUGUGAGGCUGGUCAGGUCAUGUGCUGAGGAAAAACUGGCCUGGUCCUAGAUCUGUGUGUUUCAGCCAACUUCUCUGACUAUAGUUCUUAUAUGGAGCAUUAUUUUCCUCUAUUUCUCUACCCCUCACAGACAAAUUCAGUUAGUUAUUUUUCUCCCUCACAGAUAAAUUCUGUUCUUUCUCACUCUACCCCUCACAGAGUAAUUCAGUUGUUUCUCUCUACCCCUCACAGAGUAAUUCAGUUGUUUCUCUCUACCCCUCACAGAGUAAUUCAGUUGUUUCUUUCUCUACCCCUCACAGAGAAAUUCAGUUCUUUCACUCUCUACCCCUCACAGAGAAAUUCAGUUACUUAUUUUUCUGCCUCACAGAUAAAUUCUGUUCUUUCUCACUCUACCCCUUACAGAGUAAUUCAGUUGUUUCUCACUCUACCCCUUACAGAGUAAUUCAGUUGUUUCUCACUCUACCCCUUACAGAGUAAUUCAGUCUUUCUCUCUCUCACUCACAGAGAAGUUCAACACGUAUGUGACCCUGAAGGUGCAAAAUGUGAAGAGCACCACCAUCGCUGUCCGGGGAAGCCUGCCCAGCUGGGAGCAGGACUUCAUGUUGUGAGUCCUCUCUCUUUCUAUCACUCCAUCUCCCUCUCUUCACCAUUCUCUCCAUCUCUAUGUCCUUUUUUGUCACUCCUUCACCUCUCUGAUUUCCUCUCUUACAUCGACCUCCAUCUUUCUUUGUCUUCUUUAUUGUUUCAUGUCUCUCCAUCUCUUUAUCUCUACCUCCUUUUCCCUCCUGCUCCCUCAUCCAUUCUUUCAUCUCUUCACCCUCGGUAGCGCUAUCACUCACUCCUCCUCCCUCUCCACAUGGGCUUCUUCCCAGGUCCUCUCUCUCUCUUCUCUCCUCUCCUCCUUAUCCUCUUAUCUCUCAAGCUCUCGUCAUCCUCAUUUAUCUCUUAUAAGCUAGCUCUCCUAUAUCUCCAUCUCGCUCCUCUAUCCUUAUCCUGAUCUUCCCAAGCUCCUAUCUACUACUCCUCCUUAUCCUUCCUACAGCGGCGAUCUCUCCUCAUCCCAGCUCUAUCUCUCUCUCUCGCUCAUCUCUCUCCUCAUCUCGCUCUCUCAGCUCUGCGCCACUCUUCCUACCGAUCAGAGCUACUAAGACUACUAGAGUCUAGCGCGCGAUUCGUCUGCGCUGCUCUCGCUCGCUCUCGGAUUCUCUGCGCUAUCUCUCUUUCUCUCUCUUUUCCUUUCUCUCUCUCUCCUAUCUCUCUUAUCCUCCUUCCUCCCUAGCUCACUAUCUCUCCUCCUUACCUCUUCCUCCCCGUUGCUCCUUGAUCUCUUACUUCCUCCCUCCUUCCUCCUCCUUUUUCUUCUCCUACUGUUCCCUUAUCUUCCCUCCUCUUUCUCUCCCUCCUCUUUCAUUACAUAACCAUCUCCUAGCUGACAUUUUCAUUUUCAGACUUGAAUUGGACACUUAGUAACAGUCAGUGUUGCUAGUCAGUGAAUGUGGAUGGUGUGUAGUGUCCUAGCGAGUGUGCACUAGUUUGACUGGUGUGUAGUGUGCUAGCGAAUGUGUACUAGAUUGACUGGUGUGUAAUGUGCUAGCGAGUGUGUACUAGUUUGACUGGUGAGUAGUGUGGUAGCCAGGGAGAGUGUACUAGUUUGACUGGUGAGUAUUAUGCUUACUAGUGGUUUAUGAAACAUGUAACAUGCAGCAGGAGGCAGGCUGACUGACUGCAGAGUAGUGUCCUGUGGGCUGCUGGUGUGAUGGCGCGAGGCUUUGGGCAUUGUAACAGUGUUGCACAACAGAAGGUAUGACUCAGAUCCCUCUGUAAUGGCUUCCAGUCUCCUCCCUAAGACUCAAUCCCUCUGUAAUGGCUUCCAGUCUCCUCCCUAAGACUAAAUCCCUCUGUAAUGGCUUCCAGGCCCCUCCCACAGUUAUGGGCACUGAUCAAAAUGGCACUUUUCUUAAAAAGAGUCACUACAUUUUAGCAGACGCUCUUAUCCAGAGCGACUUACAGUUAGUGAGUACAUACAUUUUUCAUACUGGCCCCCCAUGGGAAUCAAACCCACAACCCUGGCGUUGCAAGCGCAAUGCUCUACCAACUGAGCUACAGGAGGCUGUACUCAGACGGGAAAUCUUGCCUCCGUCUUUUAAAAAUAAAGGUAGACUCAGCGAUAUGACAUAGAUGCAGAAAAUAAACAGUGGGUCAACUAAGCUAACAUAUGGAAUUGUUUUAAGGUGGUCAUACCAAGGAUUAUUUAGCUAUUUGAUAUUGAAUUUUAGGACCCAUUAAGGUAUCCCCUCAAAAAAUAUAUAUAGUUGAUUAAACAUUGAAUUUGGCCUUACUGCUAUUAACCCAUAGAAAUGCAUUGAAUAACAGCUUCACACAUGGAUAAACAGAUAGUUCCGCCAAAAAAUCAAAAGGAAGUUUGUUCUGAAGUGUCUGUCCUAUAUCUUUUACAUGUAUUUAACUCCUUAUUUUAGGCACUAAACUAUCUCCAUAUAUACUUCCAUUCAUUUUUUAAACUGGUACCCGGCUACCUUCAGACUAGUCUUGUGAGGCUUGUGGGUGUCCCCCCUCUCUCUUCCCCUCUCACCUCUCACCUCUCUCUCCCCCUCACCCAAUCUCUCUCCCCCGCCCCCUCUCUCUCCCCCUCCCCCAAUCUCUCUCCCCCGCCCCCUCUCUCAAUUCAAUUUCAAUUUCAAUUUCAAUUUAAGGGCUUUAUUGGCAUGGUAUGUUAACAUUGCCAAAGCAAGUGAAGUAGAUAGUAAACAAAAGUGAAAUAAACAAUAAAUAUUAACAGUAAACAUUACACUCAGAAGUUCCAAAAGAAUAAAGAAAUGUCAAAUGUCAUAUUAUGUAUAUAUAUACAGGGUUGUAACAAUGUGCAAAUAGUUAAUGUAUUGGAUUGUAUUUACAAUGGUGUUUGUUCUUUACUGGUUACCCUUUUCUUGUGGCAACAGGUCACAAAUCUUGCUGCUGUGAUGGCACACUGUGGUAUUUCACCCAGUAGCCAUGGGAGUUGAUCAAAAUUGGGUUAAUUUUCGAAUUCUUUGUGGAUCUCUGUAAUCUAAGGGAAAUAUGUGCCUCUAAUAUGGUCAUACAUUUGGCAGGAGAUUAGGAAGUGCAGCUCAGUUUCCACCUCAUUUUGUGGGCAGUGUGCACAUAGCUUGUCUUCUCUUGAGAGCCAGGUCUGCCUACAGCGGCCUUUCUCAAUAGCAAGGCUAUGCUCACUGAGUCUGUACAUAGUCAAAGGUUUCAGUAAGUUUGGGUCAGUCACAGUGAUCAGGUAUUCUGCCACUGUGUACUCUCUGUUUAAGGCCAAAUAGCAUUCUAGUUUGCUCUGUUUUUUUGUUAAUUCUUUCCAAUGUGUCAAGUAAUUCUCUUUUUGUUUUCUCAUGAUUUGGUUGGGUCUGAUUAUAAUUUUUUUUGUCCUGGGGCUCUGUGGGGUCUGUUUGGGUUUGUGAACAGAGCCCCAGGACCAGCUUACUUAGGGGACUCUUCUCCAAGUUCAUCUCUCUGUAGGUGAUGGCUUUGUUAUGGAAGGUUUGGGAAUCGCUUCCUUUUAAGUGGUUAUAGAAUUUAACGGCUCUAUUCUGAAUUUUGAUAAUUAGCGGGUAUCUGCCUAAUUCUGAUCUGCAUUCAUUAUUUGGUGUUUUUCGUUGUACACAGAGGAUAUAUUUGCAGAAUUCUGCAUGCAGAGUCUCAAUUUGGUGUUUGUCCCAUUUUGUGAAUUCUUGGUUGGUGAUCGGACCCCAGACCUCACAACCAUAAAGGGCUAUGGGUUCUAUAACUGAUUCAAGUAUUUUUAGCAAGAUCCUAAUUGGUAUGUCAAAUUCUAUGUUCCUUUUGAUGGCAUAGAAGGCCCUUUUUGCCUCUCAGAUCGUUCACAGCUUUGUGGAAGUUACCUGUGGCGCUGAUGUUUAGGCUGAGGUAUGUAUAGUUUUUUGUGUGCUCUAGGGCAACGGUGUCUAGAUGGAAUUUGUAUUUGUGGUCCUGGCAACUGGACUUUUUUUGGAACUCCAUUAUUUUUGUCUUACUGAGAUUUACUGUCAGGGCCCAGGUAUGACAGAAUCUGUGCAGAAGAUCUAGGUGCUGCUGUAGGCCCUCCUUGGUUGGUGACAGAAGCACCAGAUCAUGAGCAAACAGUAGACAUUUGACUUCAGAUUCUAGUAGGGUGCUGCAGACUGUUCUAGUGCCCUCGCCAAUUCGUUGAUAUACUGUAUAUGUUGAAGAGGGUGGGGCUUAAACUGCAUCCCUGUCUCACCCCACGGCCCUGUGGAAAAAAAUGUGUGUGUUUUUUGCCAAUUUCAACCACACACUUGUUGUUUAUGUACAUGGAUUUUAUAAUGUCGUAUGUUUUUCCCCCAACCCCACUUUCCAUCAAUUUGAAUAGCAGACCCUCAUGCCAAAUUCAGUCAAAAGCUUUUUUGAAAUCAACAAAGCAUGAGAAGACUUUGCCUUUGUUUUGGUUUGUUUGUUUGUCAAUUAGGGUGUGCAGGGUGAAUACGUGGUUUGUCGGACAGUAAUUUGGUAAAAAGCCAAUUUGGAAUUUGCUCAGUACAUUGUUUUCACUGAGGAAAUGAACUAGUCUGCUGUUAAUGAUAAUGCAGAGGAUUUUCCCAAGGUUGCUGUUGACGCAUACCCCACGGUAGUUAUUGGGGUCAAAUUUGUCUCCACUUUUGUGGAUUGGGGUGAUCAGUCCUUGGUUCCAGAUAUUGGAGAAGAUGCCAGAGCUAAGGAUGAUGUUAAAGAGUUUAAGUAUAGCCAAUUGGAAUUUGUGGUCUGUAUAUUUUAUCAUUUCAUUGAGGAUACCAUCAACACCAUAGGCCUUUUUGGGUUGGAGGGUUUGUAUUUUGUCCUGUAGUUCUUUCAAUGUAAUUGGAGACUCCAGUGGGUUCUGGUAGUCUUUAAUAGUUGAUUCUAAGAUUUGCAUUUGAUCAUGUAUCUUUUUUUGCUUUUUGUUCUUUGUUAUAGGGCCAAAAGGAUUGGAGAAGUGGUUUACCCAUACAUCUCCGUUUUGGAUAGAUAGCUGUUCGUGUUGUUGUUUGUUUUCAAAUGUUCCUAGAAGUGGUUAGAGUCUAUGGAUUCUUCAAUGACAUUGAGCUGAUUUCUAACAUGCUGUUCCUUCCUUUUCCAUAGUGUAUUUCUGUAUUGUUUUAGUGAUUCACCAUAGUGAAGGUCUGGGAGAGUGUCUCACUGGUCUGGGCGGGGUGUCUGUUGAUCUGUUGCUCCUGUGUGAGGUGUUGGGUCUGCGGUUGAGGGCGAUAUACUUUAGGGUCCAGGCAAGGUGGGCACUGCUGCCUUGUAUAGGUGGACCUGGUCGUAAAGGCUGUUCAAAUCCAGGGUGGAGUGGUGGGCCAGGUAGACAUUUGGUUUUGAGGCACAGUCACAGGAAAUACUUGCGUUUACCUGCUGUAUGGUAGCAGGGUGGAAGUAUUUUCGUGGUAGCAGGGUUGAGAUAACCACUUGUGCGUUGGGGAAGGUAGAAGAAGCUUUUUCUAUAACUUCCUUGAGUGCUGUGGCCACCCUUUCCUGCUGUGUUCUCAGGUCGUUUGUGCCUGUGUGUAUUAUUAUGUGGCUGGGUGAUCCUAGUUGGUCCUCAGACAGAAGGUCUAGGGCAUGCUGGGUGUUUGGACACCAGAGUUUAGACACUGUGUGUUUGGGAAAUUGUAUAUUCUUGUAUGUAUUUCCCGUUUGAGUCCAUAAGGAGUACAAUCUGUGGCUUGUGUAUGUCCUCAGUGGGUGUGGGGGGGUCGUCAGGAGGGCUAUCAGGAUGGCUGACAGGGGGAUGCUCAGAGGGGUUGGGAUCCCCUGGGCUUGGGGUUCUUCAUUUGUUUGUCCGGCUGUGAUGUCGAGGCUAUGGUCAGGGUCUAGGGUGUACUGUUCUGCUGCGGUGUCGAGACUUUGGCCAGGAUCUGAGGUGGGCCGUUCUGCUGGCUUCUCUGCGGGGAUGGCCAGCUCUCUAAUGGGUUGUUCUCUGUCACCCGUCAUCAUUCUCACCUUCUCCUCUAGUACUCUGAUCCUCUCCUCUAGUGCUCUGUUCUUCUCCUGCUCUUUCUCCUGUUUUUGUUGUCUCACCACAGUCCAGAGUGCAGAUAUGUCUCUCUCCACCUCCAGCUCUCCAGGUCUAGUUAAGGGGGUGUUGUUGUGCUGGACUGCUGUCUGGGUCUCCUGCUGAGCUAUUUCUUUGAUUAGGUGAAAGUCCAGCUGGAACUGUUUGGGGUUGCCCUGUACCAAUACUGUUCCAGAUUUAUAAAGAUGUAUAUUAGCUGACUCUAGUACUUGUCUAGUAUCCUGAGUUUCCACCCGUCGCUAACCCCCCCCCCCCCUCUUAACAGGGUUAGUGUGCUAAUAUAGCACUGUGCCAUGCCAGGGGAUGGUCUGUGUGGAAGAUAAGGUUGCUAAUGUUCCCAUUUUUAUAAAAGUCAGCAAAAAGUGUCUCUUGAUUUCCCACAAGGAGCUUCAUUUUGUACUCUUUUCGUGUCUUAUCAUUCUUUACAUACAGAGGGUACUGUAUUUUAAUUACCUCUGAACAGCGGGAGGGUGCUUCUAAGGCCUCUCCAUUUGGUUGGGGUAGACUGUGCGACUCUCCUGCCAUUGUUGGGCUCAAGGGCUUUGACACCUCUCACUUCACACGUCAGUGCUAAUUGAAGUUGUAUCUCUUUGUACUAGCAAGCUUGGUAGCCUUAGCAUUCAGUCCUUAUAAAGUAAAAUAUAUCAUUGUAAUGUAUUUUUCUUCUUGGUUUUUGAAAGUAAAAAAUAGCUUCAGACUAAACAUUACUCACUCAGUUCCAGGUUGGAUGGUGUUUUCAGGUUUCUGUUUGUUUGCCAGAGCAUUUGCUGUAUAGUUUGGGAAUAGUAAUCCUUGGUAGUAGAAAGCCUUCCAGGUAAUUCCAGGUAAUUCCGUCCAAAAUCAGGUUGUAGGUUUGGACUUUUGGUUUGGAAUGAAGGUUAUGUUGUGGAGGGUAGCAUACUGUAUAUGUCCCUGCCAAAAAAUCCACGUUUAUCUAACUUUAAAUCUAUAUUUUUUGUAAAAACAUGCUGAAAAAUGCAGGAGCAAUGUCUUUGAGCUCUCUCUCUCUCUCUCUCUCUCUCUCCCUCUCUCUCUCUCCACAGUACAGAGCUCUCUCUCUCUCUCUCUCCCCCUCCCCCAAUCUCACUCUCCCCCUCCCUCACUCCUUCCACUCAGUUUAUUCCAGUCCUCCUGACACAAACUCCUCUGUGUAUUUAUUUUCCCAAUUCUCUCUCCUGCUGUCUUUCCCCUGUUGUAUCUGUGCUAUCUUAUCUCUCUCUCUCUCUCUCUCUCGCUCUCUCUCUCUCUCUCUCUCUCUCUCUCUCUCUCUCCUCUCUCUCUCUCUCUCUCUCUCUCUCUCUCCCUGUCUAGUGAGAUCAACAGGCUGGACCUUGGCCUGACGGUGGAGAUGUGGAAUAAAGGGUUAAUAUGGGACACCAUGGUUGGCACGGUGUGGAUCCCCCUGCACAGCAUCCGCCAAUCAAACGAGGUACACUACACCCACAAUACUCAUACUGGCAUAGUACUACUUACUUUCUAAGCCAGGGCAAGGCAACUCCUUGGGGUAAUGAAUUAUAUCAGCCAUGGAAGCUAUGAGUGGAAUGUAAAAUCAGAAUGACUCACUGAAUGAAUCCCUGUUGAAAGAUCCAGGGACAGACUGGUCUGUUGUGUGACAAGGACCGUAAGAGUUGGUAAGACAGCACAAACAGAUCUGGGACCAGGCUAAUGUUUUUGUAUGCAGUAUAACAAUGGGGAUCUAACUAACAAACUAACAAUGAUAAUGAAUGGUGUAUCAGGUUUAUGCGUUCUAUUUCUAUGUGUAGGAGGGUCCGGGGAAGUGGCUAACACUGGACUCCCAGGUUAUCAUGGCAGACAACGAUAUCUGUGGAACCAAAGACCCCACUUUACACCAGGUGCUGCUGGACACACGCUUUGAACUGCCUCUGGGUGAGUGAGGGAGGGAACCAAUGAAAUAACUAACAAACUAACAAACAAAACAAUUAUUAACGGAUGGUUGGAUGGAUGAACAAACACAACUUAAUGAAUGAAGUAAUGACUAUACUUAAUUGACCCUCAUUUAUACCCCCAAUGACCCAAAACGUCUUAAAAUACAGUAGAUACAGUUGAAGUCAGAAGUUUACAUACACUUAGGUUGGAGUCAUUAAAACUCGUUUUUCAACCACUCCACAAAUUUCUUGUUAACAAACUAUCGUUUUGGCAAGUCGGUUAGGACAUCUACUUUGUGCAUGACACAAGUAAUUUUUCCAACAAUUGUUUACAGACAGAUUAUUUCACUUAUAAUUCACUGUAUCACAAUUCCAGUGGGUCAGAAGUUUACAUACACUAAGUUGACUGUGCCUUUAAACAGCUUGGAAAAUUCCAGGAAAUAAUGUCAUGGCUUUAGAAGCUUCUGAUAGGCUAAUUUACAUCAUUUGAGUCAAUUGGAGGUGUACCUGUGGAUGUAUUUCAAGGCCGACCUUCAAACUCAGUGCCUCUUUGCUAGACAUCAUGGGAAAAUCAAAAGAAAUCAGCCAAGACCCCAGAAAAAAAAUUGUUGACCUCCACAAGUCUGGUUCAUCCUUGGGAGCAAUUUCCAAAAGCCUGAAGGUACCACGUUCAUCUGUACAAGCAAUAGUAUGCAAGUAUAAACACCAUGGGACCACGCAGCUGUCAUACCGCUCAGGAAGGAGACGUGUUCUGUCUCCUAGAGAUUAACGUACUUUGGUGCGAAAAGUGCAAAUCAAUCCCAGAACAACAGCAAAGGACCUUGUGAAGAUGCUGGAGGAAACAGGUACAAAAGUAUCUAUAUCCACAGUAAAACGAGUCAUAUAUCGACAUAACCUGAAAGGCAGCUCAGCAAGGAAGAAGCCACUGCUCCAAAACUUCCAUAAAAAAGCCAGACUACGGUUUGCAACUGCACAUGAGGACAAAGAUCGUAUUUUUUUGAGAAAUGUCCUCUGGUCUGAUGAAACAAAAAUAGAACUGUUUGGCCAUAAUGACCAUCGUUAUGUUUGGAGGAAAAAGGGGGAUUGUCACGAUCGUUACAUGAAGACUCGGACCAAGGCGCAGCGUGAUAAGCGUACAUUUUAUUUACCGUACUGCACACGAAACAAAACAACAAACCAAACGAUACGUGAAGUCCUAGGUUAUACACAAAACCUUACGGAACAAGAUCCCACAAUAAACUAGUGAAAACAGGCUGCCUAAGUAUGGUCCCCAAUCAGAGACAACGAGCUACAGCUGCCUCUGAUUGGGAACCACCCUGGCCAACAUAGAUCUAAACGAUCUAGAACGAAAACAUAGAAAAUGUAACAGAAACUCCACACCCUGGCUCAACAUUUAAGAGUCCCCCGAGCCAGGGCGUGACAGUACCCCCCCUCCGCCUCGGAGGCGGGUCCGGCUCCGGGCGUGACCACCACUCUCUCUCUACCCCCCCGUAGCGCCCCUGGUCUGGUCUGGACACCGAUGGAGCGGAUUGCUCUGGCUCCGGUGUGGAGCAGCUGACCGGUGCCGGACCAGGCACCGGUAGAACAGGCACGGACCGUGCCGGACUGACGACGCGCACCACUGGCAUGGUGCGGGGAGCAGGAACGGGCCGGACCGGGCUGGCGACGCGCACCACUGGCUUGGUGCGGGGAGCAGGAACGUGCCGGACCGGGCUGACGACGCGCACCACUGGCUUGGUGCGGGGAGCAGGAACGGGCCGGACCGGGCUGACGACGCGCACCACUGGCUUGGUGCGGGGAGCAGGAACAGGCCGGACCGGGCUGGGGACGCGCACCACUGGCUUGGUGCGGGGAGCAGGAACGGGCCGGACCGGGCUGGCGACUCGCACCACAGGCUUGGUGCGAGGGACAGGAACAGGCUGGACCGGGCUGACGACGCGCACCACAGGCUUGGUGCGAGGGACAGGAACAGGCCGGACCGGGCUGGCGACGCGCACCAUAGGCUUGGUGCGGGGAGCAGGAACAGGCCGGACCGGGCUGGCAACGCGCACCACAGGCUUGGUGCGGGGAGCAGGAACAGGCCGGACCGGGCUGGCGACGCGCACCACAGGCUUGGUGCGAGGGACAGGAACAGGCCGGACCGGGCUGGCGACGCGCACCACAGGCUUGGUGCGGGGAGCAGGAACAGGCCGGACCGGGCUGACGACGCGCACCACAGGCUUGGUGCGAGGGACAGGAACAGGCCGGGCUGGACUGUGGAGACGGACUGGAGGUCUGGAGCGGAGAGCUGACACAACCCGUCCUGGCUGAAUGCCUAUUUCCACACAAUCUGUGUGAGGCAUCAGCACAGGACGUACAGGGCUGUGCACUCGUACUGGCACUACAGCACGUGGCACUGGCGCAGGAUAUCCGGGACCGAGGAGGGGUACUGGAGGCCACGAGCGUUGAGCCGGCACACUCCGUCCUGGCUGCAUGCCCACCUUAGCACGACACGUGCGUGGUGCUAGCACAGGAUGUACAGGACUGUGCCGGAACACUCGCGGCACAGUACGUGGCUCCGCAUAACACGGAACCUGCCCAGUCUCACACUGCCUAGCCUGAGUACGGGGAGUUGGCUCUGCUCUACCUCUAGGCUCCGCCAACCACCCUUCCAGCCCCCCAAACCUGGUGGCCUCCUCUCCUAGUCCGCCGAUGCGCCCUGUAGCUGCCUCCAGCAGCCCCGUCGUCCAAGCCGUGUGCCCCCCCCAAAAUGUUUUAUUGGGGUUGCCACUCGCGUGGCGCCGUUUCUCCUCUCCUGCCUAGGCAUUUACUUUUGCCCAUGGCCCUCUGCCCGCGAAUAUGUCCUCCAAGACCACCAUUCACCCACCUGGGACAUCGCCAACUUCUCCUCCUGGGCACGCUGCUUGGUCCUCUGGUGGUGGGAUCUUCUGUCACGUUCGCUGACAGAUGAAGCGGACCAAGGCGCAGCGUGAUAAGCGUACAUUCUUUAUUCAGUACUUAACACACGAUCAAAAACAACAAACGAAACGAUACGUGAAGUCCUAGGUUACAACACAAACCUUUCGGAACAAGAUCCCACAACCUAACAUGCCAAAAGGCUGCCUAAGUAUGGUCCCCAAUCAGAGACAACGAGCUACAGCUGACUCUGAUUGGGAACCACCCUGGCCAACAUAGAUCAAAACGAACUAGAACCAAAAACAUAGAAAACAAAACAUAGAAAAUCCACACCCUGUCUCAACAUAUAAGAGUCCCCAGAGCCAGGGCAUGACAGGGAUGCUUGCAAGCCGAAGAACACCAUCCCAACCGUGAAGCACGGAGGUGGCAGCAUCAUGCUCUGGGGCUGCUUUGCUGCAGGAGGGACUGGUGCACUUCACAAAAUAGAUGGCAUCAUGAGGAAGGAAAAUUAUGUGGAUAUAUUGAAGCAACAUCUCAAGACAUCAGUCAGGAAGUUAAAGCUUGGUCGCAAAUGGGUCUUCCAAAUGGACAAUGACCCCAAGCAUACUUCCAAAGUUGUGGCAAAAUGGCUUAAGGACAACAAAGUCAAGGUAUUGGAGUGGCCAUCACAAAGCCCUAACCUCAAUCCUAUAGAACAUUUGUGGGCAGAACUGAAAAAGCGUAUGCGAGCAAGGAGGCCUACAAACCUGACUCAGUUACACCAGCUCUGUCAGGAGGAAUGGGCCAAAAUUCACCCAAUGUAUUGUGGGAAGCUUGUGGAAGGCUACCCGAAACUAAUUGAGUAUACAGUGAGGGAAAAAAGUAUUUGAUCCCCUGCUGAUUUCGUACAUUUGCCCACCGACAAAGAAAUGAUCAGUCUAUAAUUUUAAUGGUAGGUUUAUUUGAACAGUGAGAGACAGAAUAACAACAACAAAAUCCAGAAAAACGCAUGUCAAAAAUGUUAUAAAUUGAUUUGCAUUUUAAUGAGGAAAAUAAGUAUUUGACCCCCUCUCAAUCAGAAAGAUUUCUGGCUCCCAGGUGUCUUUUAUACAGGUAACGAGCUGAGAUUAGGAGCACACUCUUAAAGGAAGUGCUCCUAAUCUCAGUUUGUUACCUGUAUAAAAGACACCUGUCCACAGAAGCAAUCAAUCAAUCAGAUUCCAAACUCUCCACCAUGGCCAAGACCAAAGAGCUCUCCAAGGAUGUCAUGGACAAGAUUGUAGACCUACACAAGGCUGGAAUGGGCUACAAGACCAUUGCCAAGCAGCUUGGUGAGAAGGUGACAACAGUUGAUAAUUCGCAAAUGGAAGAAACACAAAAUAACUGUCAAUCUCCCUCGGCCUGGGGCUCCAUGCAAGAUCUCACCUCGUGGAGUUGCAAUGAUCAUGAGAACGGUGAGGAAUCAGCCUAGAACUACACGGGAGGAUCUUGUCAAUGAUCUCAAGGCAGCUGGGACCAUAGUCACCAAGAAAACAAUUGGUAACACACUACGCCGUGAAGGACUGAAAUCCUGCAGCGCCUGCAAGGUCCCCCUGCUCAAGAAAGCACAUAUACAGGGCCGUCUGAAGUUUGCCAAUGAACAUCUGAAUGAUUGAGAGGAGAACUGGGUGAAAGUGUUGUGGUCAGAUGAGACCAAAAUGGAGCUCUUUGGCAUCAUCUCAACUCGCCGUGUUUGGAGGAGGAGGAAUGCUGCCUAUGACCCCAAGAACACCAUCCCCACCGUCAAACAUGGAGGUGGAAACAUUAUGCUUUGGGGGUGUUUUUCUGCUAAGGGGACAGGACAACUUCACCGCAUCAAAGGGACGAUGGACGGGGCCAUGUACCGUCAAAUCUUGGGUGAGAACCUCCUUCCCUCAGCCAGGGCAUUGAAAAUGGGUCGUGGAUGGGUAUUCCAGCAUGACAAUGACCCGAAACACACGGCCAAGGCAACAAAGGAGUGGCUCAAGAAUAAGCACAUUAAGGUCCUGGAGUGGCCUAGCCAGUCUCCAGACCUUAAUCCCAUAAAAAAUCUGUGGAGGGAGCUGAAGGUUCGAGUUGCCAAACGUCAGCCUCGAAACCUUAAUGACUUGGAGAAGAUCUGCAAAGAGGAGUGGAACAAAAUCCCUCCUGAGAUGUGUGCAAACCUGGUGGCCAACUACAAGAAAUGUUUGACCUCUGUGAUUGCCGACAAGGGUUUUGCCACCAAGUACUAAGUCAUGUUUUGCAGAGGGGUCAAAUACUUAUUCCCCUCAUUAAAAUGCAAAUCAAUUCAUAACAUUUUUGACAUGCGUUUUUCUGGAUUUUGUUGUUGUUAUUCUGUCUCUCACUGUUCAAAUAAACCUACCAUUAAAAUUAUAGACUGAUCAUGUCUUUGUCAGUGGGCAAACGUACAAAAUCAGCAGGGGAUCAAAUACUUUUUUCCUUCACUGUAUGUUAACUUCUGACCCACUGGGAAUGUGAUGAAAAAAAUAAAAGCUGAAAUAAAUAAUUCUCUCUACUAUUAUUCUGACAUUUCACAUUCUUAAAAUAAAGUGGUGAUCCUAACUGACCUAAGACAGUGAAUUUUUACUAGGAUUAAAUGUCAGGAAUUGUGAAAAACUGAGUUUAAUUGUUUUUGGCUAAGGUGUAUGUAAACUUCCGACUUCAACUGUAUAAUACAGUAGAUAAAAUACAAUAGAUAAAAUACAGUAGAUGUGCCUAAUACUUCAGACUGUUACCAUGGUUACCCAUGGAUAUUUAGUCUGAAAGAAGUCGCCCUAAAAAAGACUCUACAAGCCAGUGUUGAAUAAAAUGAUAUUUAAACUUACUUUACUCGUUGAUCCCUUUGACGGUAGGAAGUGGAGAUAAAAUGUCCACAGGAAAGUAUUAUUAACCAGACUUUUUGUAGAUAUAUAUAUGGCUCUGUGUCUUAUAUUUCCGGUUUUUAUUUUCAGUCUCCUGACGCAUUGCAUAUGAUGCACAAUAUGUAAACAACUUAACUGAACAUUGUCAACCGAAGAACAUUUCCUAGCAAUCAGCUGGAAGUGCUUGCGUUUUACUGCAAAUUAAACGUCAGCAAUGUUCGGCCUGUUGUUCGGCUACGCUCAACCAUUGUUUACAUAUUGUGCAAGUGUUUACGUCGCGUGCAAAUUGUUUCAGUAUUGAAAAUACAAACCGGAAAUACAAACCAACAGAACCAUAUACACACCAGCAUACUGAAAGUCAGGCUAAUAAUACUUCCCUGUGGAUAUUCUGUCUCAGAUUACCUUCGACAUGAGGACAAAAUCAGUGGACAGCAGGUAAAGUAAGUCCAAAUGAAGUUUAUUCAACAUUUUGACUUGUAUUGGGACUGUUAGGAAAUGUUGAGCCUACAUGUUAGAGACGAGAGUGUAAGUCUUCCACUCUCAGAUUCUAAAAGGGACAAACAGUAGAUGUCUCUAAUCGUAUUUGUACAUGAGUCACUGUCCACACUCCACAUACACAGUCAAGCCAGAGAAGCAUCUUACUGUGAACAUAAUCACACCUGAACCUACAUUCUAAUCUUUAGCUGAGUUAACCAGGUUCGUAUAUUCAUUAGUGUACAACGUAACAAAACAUUUUGCAACAGAAAAUUAAAACAAGUGUUUCUCAUUGGACAAGACCUGGUAGUCCCUCCCUGUUUCGGCCCAUUUGCUUCUGUUUUGUUGCUAGUGAAUACAACGCUGUUUAAUUCCAUUCCAUGUGUCCCCAUAGAAACACACUGAUCUGUGUCACUAGGUUGGCAGCUUCUGUCCUUCCUUUUAGCUUCCUGUGUGAACGUAAUCAGGAUUCGUUCUGCUAGCAUUGAUUAGGUGUCAUUUUACACUGCCUCCCAUCCCCUAGAUACUGUCUGUCUGUCUGACUGAGCACCAGUCAAGCCAAUAGGUUAUUUAAAGGUCUGGGGUUCUGGGUGAAAAGUCAUUCUCACUGUGAUUGGUAGUAAUGGUUUUGUAUGAAAGCUAUCCAAGUAUGUGUGUGUGUGUGUGUGUGUGUGUGUGUGUGUGUGUGUGUGUGUGUGUGUGUGUGUGUGUGUGUGUGUGUGUGUGUGUGUGUGUGUGUGUGUGUGCGUGCGUGCGUGCGUGUGCGAGGGUACAUACGUACGUGUGUGUGUGCGGGUCAGUGUGUGUGCGGGUCAGCUGAUUUAUUUGUUGGGCUCUUGUUUUCAGAUAUCCCUGAGGAAGAGGCACGCUAUUGGGCCAAAAAACUGGAGCAACUCAAUGCCAUGAGAGACCAGGAUGUAAGCUGUUGUCCAACACAUAUAAUGGAUCACCCUCUAUUACACAGUAAAAUGACUUUGAAUGAAAUACAGUGUGUUAUAUUUACUGCAUAUGCCAUUACAUAUGCCAUUCAGAAGAGGCUUUUAUCCAAAGUGACUUACAGUCAUGCAUGCAUACAUUUUUUGUAUGGGUGGCCCCAGCAGGAAUCAAACCCAUGACCCUUGGCUUUGCAAGCUCCAUUCUCUACCGACUGAGGCAAAUAUUAUGUGUGAUGUAUUUCAGAUAACUAACCAGGACUCGUACCAGGAAGACCCGGAGCGACCACUUCCUGUCCCAGGGACACAGUGCUGUGAGUUAUCCACCAAUCACUGGGCUUGUCUGAUACAGGUGUUUGCGAUUAACCAAUGAGCGUCAACUGUUCGAUAUCGCCCUGUCAGUUCAGUGAGAGAUAUUUGUAUUGCUCCAGUGUGUGUGUGUGUGUGUGUAUGUGUGUGUGUUCGUGUGCACGUGUGUAUUUGCAUGUGUGUGUCAGGGUGUACAGUGGGGAGAACAAGUAUUUGAUACACUGCCGAUUUUGCAGGUUUUCCUACUUACAAAGUAUGUAGAGGUCUGUAAUUUUUAUCAUAGGUACACUUCAACUGUGAGAGACGGAAUCUAAAACAGAAAUCCAGAAAAUCACAUUGUAUGAUUUUUAAGUAAUUAAUUUGCAUUUUAUUGCAUGACAUAAGUAUUUGAUACAUCAGAAAAGCAGAACUUAAUAUUUGGUACAGAAACAUUUGUUUGCAAUUACAGAGAUCAUACGUUUCCUAUAGGUCUUGACCAGGUUUGCACACACUGCAGCAGGGAUUUUGGCCCACUCCUCCAUACAGACCUUCUCCAGAUCCUUCAGGUUUCGGGGCUGUCGCUGGGCAAUACGGACUUUCAGCUCCCUCCAAAGAUGUUCUAUUGGGUUCAGGUCUGGAGACUGGCUAGGCCACUCCAGGACCUUGAGAUGCUUCUUACGGAGCCACUCUUUAGUUGCCCUGGCUGUGUGUUUCGGGUCGUUGUCAUGCUGGAAGACCCAGCCACGACCCAUCUUCAAAGCUCUUACUGAGAGAAGGAGGUUGUUGGCCAAGAUCUCGCGAUACAUGGCCCCAUCCAUCCUCCCCUCAAUACAGUGCAGUCGUCCUGUCCCCUUUGCAGAAAAGCAUCCCCAAAGAAUUAUGUUUCCACCUCCAUGCUUCACGGUUGGGAUAGUGUUCUUGGGGUUGUACUCAUCAUUCUUCUUCCUCCAAACACGGCGAGUGGCGUUUAGACCAAAAAGCUCUAUUUUUGUCUCAUCAGACCACAUGACCUUCUCCCAUUCCUCCUCUAGAUCAUCCAGAUGGUCAUUGGCAAACUUCAGACGGGCCUGGACAUGCGCUGGCUUGAGCAGGGGGACCUUGCGUGCGCUGCAGUAUUUUAAUCCAUGACGGCGUAGUGUGUUACUAAUGGUUUUCUUUGAGACUGUGGUCCCAGCUCUCUUCAGGUCAUUGACCAGGUCCUGCCGUGUAGUUCUGGGUUGAUCCCUCACCUUCCUCAUGAUCAUUGAUGCCCCACGAGGUGAGAUCUUGCAUGGAGCCCCAGACCGAGGGUGAUUGACCGUCAUCUUGAACUUCUUCCAUUUUCUAAUAAUUGCGCCAACAGUUGUUGCCUUCUCACCAAGCUGCUUGCCUAUUGUCCUGUAGCCCAUCCCAGCCUUGUGCAGGUCUACAAUUUUAUCCCAGAUGUCCUUACACAGCUAUCUGGUCUUGGCCAUUGUGGAAAAGUUGGAGUCUGUUUGAUUGAGUGUGUGGACAGGUGUCUUUUAUACAGGUAACAAGUUCAAACAGGUGCAGUUAAUACAGGUAACGAGUGGAGAACAGGAGGGCUUCUUAAUGGUCUGUGAGAGCCGGAAUUCUUACUGGUUGGUAGGUGAUCAAAUACUUAUGUCAUGCAAUAAAAUGCAAAUGAAUUACUUAAAAAUCAUACAAUGUGAUUUUCUGGAGGAGGAGGGGACGUGGGGAGGGGGAGGGGAGGGGACGUGGGGAGGGGGAGGAGGACGGUGACAUGGGGAGGGGGAGGAGGAGGGGUGAAGUGGGGAGAAGGGGGAGGAGGAGUGACAUGGGGAGGGGAGGAGGAGGGGACCGUGGGAGGGGAGCGAGGAGGGGACGUGAGGGGGGAGGAGGAGGGGAAGUGGGGAGGGAGGGGGAGGAGGACGGGGACGUGGGGAGGGGGAGGAGAGGGGACGUGGGGGGGAGGAGGAGGGGACGUGGGGAGGGGGGAGGAGGAGGGACGUGGGGAGGGGGAGGGGAGUGGGAGGAGGCAGGGGACGUGGGGAGGGGGAGGGGGAGGAGGGAUGGGUAACCGGGGGGGGGAGGAGGAGGGGACGUGGGAGGGGAGGAGGAGUGGGGGAGGGAGGGGAAGAGCGGAGUCCCCCAAGUGGAGAGGGGGCUCUCACAAACGCCAGCCCCACUCUGGUGUUGUCUUCCUACACACACACACGCGCCCACACACACAAAAGCACACAAAACGCAUGGAACUCAGCCAAACUAGCUCCUUGUUGGCAUCAAAAAAAUGCCGCGACCAAUAAACAGGUGCAUGGCAGUCUUGUAGCCUAAAGUACCUCUACUUUAGCAAGCGUCAAUGCCGUAGCAAGUACAAACAUACAUGAGUUGUAAACAGUAGAAUGUUUCACAUUCAUCUAAAAAUUUCUGUUGCUUUGUAGGUAACUGGGAGGUGGGGAGAGAGACCAACCAA